CAAACAUAAGGAAAUGAACGCUGGAUCUCUAUCGAUUUAGGAGGUUGUCGCUGAUUGGUAGGAUGAUUCCUUUUGUUUGCGUUAAAACAAGUAGGUCCGUGGUUGAAUGACGACGCGAUUCAUUAUACAUGUAUAUCGAUAUAGGCCUAUAGGCCUAUAGGCCUAUGGCUCUAUUAUAUUCGAUACCGUUGACAGAGAAGCAGAACUUGGUUUUGACAGAGAAGCACGACGAGGGUGAUUAGCAGGGGUGAAAAUAAUUCACUACGACUAUUAUUAGUAUUCGGAGCGCAUCGUAGGCCUGCAUGUGGAACUUUGCUCGCCAGGAUCGAAAUGUACUUUAUUUUCUACUUUUAGGCCGACCUUGUUUGACUGAAGACAUGUUGUAUGUUGACAUCGAUUAUGUUCUGAUCUUCAAAGAUACUGUGAGAAGAUCAAGCUGAUCAUUUAGCUCGGGUACCCUGACAGUCCUUUGUUUGGCCAAGAGUCUGGGAGGCUUCGAUGACACGCAUGACGUUUUUGGAUUAUAACGGAUGACCUGAAACAAUUUUGCAACUCGACUAUACUCAAAGCAGAUCAUUAUGAUGGGGAUUUGUAAACAAAAAAUCAUACAUGUUUCCCGUUUCAUUUAUGUCCUACUUGCUAUGACCCUUGUAUCCAUCUGCACAGUGAUUUUCUAUGACAGCGACCUGCAUAGACAUGUGAGAGUGAUAUCUACAGCGAGGAUUUCUUCAAAUGGCACCAAAGAGCUCCAACACGCCAUUGUGAGUGGCAUGAAAGCGAUCGAUAAAGGUUUGAAUAAACUAGAAGUUGUGUCUCUUAGAGGGGCCGUACCAUCGGUAAUAAACAGGCUAAGUGAAAUUGUUACUAACUUUGAACACCGUGUCUUAAAUUUCAAUGUAGAUGACAUUCUGAAAUCCCUUUCGGAUAUACCUUUUGAAGAGAGUCGCCUGGUCCACAAGAUUCAACAAAAACAGAGAAACGCGGAUUUCAAAUGUGUCAUCAGGAUUACAAAGUAUUGCUCCAAACGUUGUGACCAUAUAGUACAACGCAUCCAUUCGACGGAAUGGACGCGAUUUAGUUGUGAUGUCAACGAGGCUUGUCAAGUUGAGACCCGCUUUGUCGGUAAUCUCACUAGAGAGAUCAUGCAGUCUUCCGAUGUUCUAUUCAUCGUCUCUUCGCUCCAUCAAAAUCUGCAGCUGGAGCGCUUGGUGGCUUCGCGACCACCAGGACAACUCUGGGUCUUAUACUCCAGAGAAAGUCCUAGUCAUGAUCCAGAGUAUGCGCCUCAAGGUCUAACCGGAAACCCUUUCAACCUCACCAUGACACACGCCAGAGACGCUGAUAUACAUUUCCCAUACGCCACUACGCGGGAGAGGAAACAGGGAGAACCUCCUUCGAUACCAAAGAAGACUAAAUUGAUAGCAUGGGUGUCUUCUAAUUGUCAACUGUUGUCUUGGCGGCGAGGUGAGUUCGUCAAGGAGCUUCAACAGCAUAUCUCAGUCGAUACCUACGGUAAAUGCGGUAGCAUGGGCAAGCUCGCCGCUGAGGAUACUGCCAAAACGCUAAAACAAUACAAAUUCUAUCUAGCGUUUGAAAAUAGUGAGUGUCGGGAUUACAUCACGGAGAAACCGUGGAGAAAUAGUCUCUCUCAAGGUGUUGUGCCAAUAGUCUAUGGCACCAAGCGCGAAGACUACGAGGAAUUGCUGCCCAGGAAUUCUUUUAUUUUCGUCGAGGAUUUCAGCAACAUGAGCGCAUUUGUGGAUUACAUUCAUGCGCUCGAUGAAGACAAAGCGCGUUACAGGGAGUUUUUUAAUUGGAGAAGCGAGAGUACAGUGUAUUUUACGCGGUCUUCCUCAUUCAGCGUUAAAGCCCCUAAAGUGAAUAUGUGUUAUCUUCUAAAGAAACUGGUCCACCUCUUCUUCCAUCCAGAGACCUCGUGGCAGAAAAGGACACCCGAUUUUGCUUCAUGGUGGAGAGGACAGUGCGACGACCCAUCCACUGAGAAGAAUCUGUUGGGAUUCAGUGUUCGCCCGACUAAAAAAAAUAAGAAGAACCGAGAAGAGAAUAAUGUCGUUCAUAGAUGAUGCCUCCAGGCCUAUGAACGUGUUACGCUUAACAUUCAUAUUCGAAAGGCCUCAUCUCAAUUGACUUGUUCCAGAGUAUACCUUAUAUACUGUAACAUUUUAGUGGUCUC
This is a messenger RNA of Strongylocentrotus purpuratus (purple sea urchin), 2194 nucleotides long. Its product is annotated as galactoside 3(4)-L-fucosyltransferase. Gene Ontology annotation, molecular function: alpha-(1->3)-fucosyltransferase activity. Bases 579 to 2084 code for a protein of 501 amino acids. The record is from RefSeq and is a predicted model, not a curated record. The transcript has a single exon. NCBI's taxonomy places the organism in Eukaryota, Metazoa, Echinodermata, Echinoidea, Camarodonta, Strongylocentrotidae. Gene Ontology annotation, cellular component: membrane.